Betta splendens (Siamese fighting fish) is the source of this 2651-nucleotide messenger RNA. It is a transcript of the gene tom1, whose product is annotated as target of myb1 membrane trafficking protein. The coding region runs from base 920 to 2344 and encodes 474 amino acids. The transcript is spliced from 15 exons. The record is from RefSeq and is a predicted model, not a curated record. NCBI's taxonomy places the organism in Eukaryota, Metazoa, Chordata, Actinopteri, Anabantiformes, Osphronemidae. Gene Ontology annotation, cellular component: membrane; endosome. Gene Ontology annotation, biological process: signal transduction. Gene Ontology annotation, molecular function: clathrin binding; phosphatidylinositol binding; ubiquitin binding.
CACUGCCCCACUUUGUUGUGCGGCAGCCUGGGAGCGAGCUGCGCCUGGUGCUGCUGGAUCCGCCGCGGCUCGGUGUCGGCAUGGAGUUCUUGCUGGGGAACCCGUUCAGCACCGCGGUGGGACAGCGGAUCGGUGAGCUGCCGUGGUUCCGUGACGCGCCGUUACGGUUCCGCUCCUGCGGACGGGGCCGUGACGCUGCAGUGAAUGCGCGUUAACGCGUUAGUGACCCGCAGCACAUCGACAUUCACGACGCGUUGAUUGAGACUGACAGCAGAGUUUACGCGUGACUGACGCGUCCUCCGCGCAAUGGUGCGUCCGAGGCGGGCGCAGGAGGCCGGACGCGCUCAGCCGUUGGUUCGACGCCUCCUGACCCCAAUUAGAUUUAGAUCAGACUGGGGCCUGAUGCUCGCGCGAGUGUCAACGAGGCAGAUGGCAAAUACACAGUACUACUAAUAUUAUUAAAGGAAAUGACGCAGCACGUUAUAGUCUGAUGUUACUAGAAUGUCACUGCAUGUUAUUGUAGCUGUUUGAAACCAGGUUAACUCACACAAUAAUAAUUAUUAUUGUUAAAGAGCGUUAAUUACUAAAAGCAGAGAGCUCCGUGGUUUGAACUGGACCCUGAAGCUCAUCGGGAUGAGGGAGGGUUCUGCGUCAUAAGCUGGGGAGGCUCGAGUCCAGUUCCUGGUUCUCUCCUUAGAUUCCUACACACGCUGAGCGUCCGUCACGUCUGCUGUCGGAGGUGCAGGUAUCAGGAACGAUGGCAGAUGCAAUGACAGCUGGACAAAUGGGUCAGAACAUGUCUAGAACCUGCAGCUCCUGUUCGGGUUCUGGUCAGUAACUAAAGACGAAGGAAGGCUGGCCCUUGUGGUCCGAUCCAGCUGCUACUGCAGCUGGUUCUGGUAGCCUCAGACCAGUUAGGAUGCCCAUGGGUCCUUCCGGGUUCUGCUCAGGACUGUUUUGGCACCAACACAUUGUUGGGUCACGCAGAGCGUGUCUGUCCGUGUCCACAGAAGGCGCCACCUGCUCCAGCCUGCCGUCGGAGGACUGGGCCCUCAACAUGGAGAUCUGCGACGCCGUCAACAGCUCGGAGGAUGGGCCCAGAGACGCCGUCAGAGCCAUAAAGAAAAGGAUCGUGGGGAACAAGAACUUCAAGGAGGUGAUGCUGGCGCUGACGGUUCUGGAGACCUGCGUGAAGAACUGCGGCUACAGGUUUCACGUCCUGGUGACAACGCGGGACUUUAUAGAGGGGGUUCUGGUCCGAUCCAUCAUCCCGAGGAACGACCCUCCACUGGUCCUGCACGACCGGGUUCUGAGCAUCAUUCAGGCCUGGGCCGACGCGUUCCGCAGCUCGCCGGACCUGACGGGCGUGGUGUCGGUGUACGAGGACCUGCGGAGGAAGGGACUGGACUUCCCCAUGACGGAGCUGGACGGGUACUCGCCAGAACAGACGGCGCCAGGGAACGGACCUGCUGCCAAAGCCCGGCUCGUCCCACCACAGACCUCGGAGCUCAGACCGGGCCCGGAGGGAAGCGGCGCCUUCACUCCCAGCCAGGUGAAGAAGCUGAAGGCAGAACUCGGCGUUGUCCGUAGCAACUUGGCCAUGAUGUCGGACAUGAUGAGCCAACUGGACCCGGUGACGGCGAAGCAGGCGGACGCGGAGCUGCUGGAGCAGUUAUACACCGUGUGUAAGGACAUGCAGAACCGGAUCGCCCGGGUCGUGCCCCGGCUCAGCGAGGAGAAGCUGAUCCAGGAGCUUCUGGCCACCAACGACGAGAUGAACUCGGCCUUCACCCGGUACCACAGGUUCGAACGGCGCAUGACAAACGGUCAGAACUCGACCCAUAAGAGCCACUCGUACGCCGACCUCAGCGCCGAGUCUGUCAGCUCCUCGGGUGUCGGAACCAGAACCAGCUCCAUCAGCCAUUCCAAGUCCGACAGCCUGUCCGGCCACUUGGCCAAACUCAGUACGAGCGAAUCAGACGACACGUUGUCGCCGCAGACGCAGAGGCGGAGUGACCAGUGUGACGCCGCCGACGGACGGACGCAGGACGACAGACGAGCGAACGCUGCAGCGCAGGAGAGUCCAGCCUCCACGCGCAGCUGCUCUCCCCCGUUAGACUGGAUGCUUAAGCGGGGCAUGAUUCCCAUCAGCCAGUGCAGCGUCAUGGACGAUAUCGAGAAAUGGCUGGAGCUGGAUGACGAGUACGACGAGUUCGAGGACUCUGACGGAGUGACCAGCGCAGAGUUUGACAGGUUCUUGGCCGAGAGGGCGAGAGCCGCCGAGCGUCUGCCGUCGGUCAGAGCUCCGUCACAGGACGUCCACGGCUCCGAGUCUAGAAGCUGAGACGCGAUUCUGGUUCUGAGCAGCUGAAGACAAACUAAUUCUAAUAAUACUUUACUUGACGUAGGACAGUGGAAGCAAACGUUUGCACAUUUUAUAUUUGAUGGACGUAGAUGACGUGUUAUAUUAAUGAAUGAAUGAAUGAUGCUAAGUAGCAAACACUGUAUCUGAACCUGUUACAUGACCUUUGACCCUUUGUUGGUGUAGAAAGGAACAAAAGUGAAUUUUUACCUCCAGCUUUUUGUUGUUAAGAUAUUUAAUUUGAUAUUUAUGGCAGAUGUUGUUUAUUAAAUUCCAGCUGUUAACUGCU